UGUAUAUUACUAUUUAUCCUUUAUUUUGGUUGUAGGCUUCUGCCAUAAGCAUUCAUCUUCUGAUUCACAACGGAGAUGGAGGCCGCCGCAAGCAUUAUUGCAUUUGUCCAAAUCUCGACAGAAAUUGGAAAAUGUAUCAUCAAGACGAAGAAGUUGUGGGACCAAGCCCAAGAUCUACCUCAGGAAACGCAGCUUCUUUUAACGCGUCUACAAGGCUAUAAAUCUAUAUUUGAAGCCCUAGAUCAGCAAUAUCCGAACCAGCAAUCUUUCAACAUGCUGCCUACAUUUUCGCUGGUGCAAGAUAACUUGCGAGCUUCAAUGGAGGCGUUAGAGUUGCUUAGACAAAACGCAGAUUAUGUAUCCUCGAAACUCGAAGUCAAGACUGGGCUGAAGCGGAAGCUUGCCGCUGUGAAGAUAGCCAUUGGAAAGGAAAGCUCAGAUCGACUCAUCACCAGACUGAACGAGUCAGUAACAUUACUGAGCUUGGCGCUACAGGCUUGGAGUAUGACCAUCACGAUAAUGACGCCCGAUCUAAUUGCGAAUCAACUCACUAAAGCUCUCAAGAACCAUUGUGAGAGUUCUCAAUCUGAAAAGAAACCCCUAAUCGAAGCCCAAACGGAAAGUAAAUCUCUUUACGAUGUCACAGCGAUUGACGAAGGUCAACUACCACGUAAGCCGAAAGACGAUGCAAAGCUCAACAAGAAAUAUACCGCUUCGAGAUUUGGCCGUUUCGUCAUGGCAUAUGCCACGACCACUGGUGCGUGGCAGGCGUACCUUCAACUGCCAAGUUGGCUUUCAUCGUCCGUAUAUGAACUACAAUCGACUCCAACUGGCUACGGCUGGACAUACAACUAUCGGGUGUACAACCUCGUUUCAUCCAAAUCUGAUAUUAUCCAGAAGAUAAAACAAGGAGAUAGGGAUGGCAUUCUUGAAUUAUUCGGAACCCGGAAAGCAUCUCCAUUCGACAAAGAUGAAUAUGGACAAUCUCUUCUCUAUCACGCUGCGAAAAGCAAAAACCUAGACAUUUGUCAGUUGCUGCUUAGCUUGGGACUUCGAGAAGCUUUGGUUGAGAAACCUGGCCCAUAUGGAGAGAGUCCAUUGGCACCGCCAGUGCUCGUUCCCAGUCGAAGCCACCCGGAGAAAACAUGGCUUAAGAUUGCAGGAUUAUUCCAGUCAUACAUGGAUGAGCCAGAGACCAGUAUGGUUCUGCGUAUGUUCGAGUAUCACAAAACUUGCGAUUAUGGUGACGAGUACGUUAGAAUCUUUCGACAAAGAUUCUUGCCUAACUACUACCAUGGCCCACUAAUCCAUCGCUUGGAAGCCUUUCGGCUCGGUUCUUUUCAUUGCCAAGAUUUUACAACACUCAAAGUGCUUCUGGCCGAAGACCGGAAGUUUACCAGCUUCGACGUUAGUGAGUCAAGCCGCACUGGCUUUUCACUCGUGCACUCCAUAGCUGUGGCAUUCGGCAUUCGGUUCGCGGAUGAAGUCCUUCCGUUUAAGAGAGACUGGAUUAUGUGGUAUCUAUCGCCCUUCGGAGAUCAUUGGAGUCACAUGGUACAAGGGGUAGCCUCAGUUGCUACCGCGAAAGAUUUGCACACAGUUGAGAAAAUCCAACCUUGGGACGUAUAUCAAGUUCCAUGUUGGAGAGGUACACCCUUGAUUUCAGUGAUCGGCGGAGCCCUUUGCUAUUUGUCACCGGAUAUCAGUUUCGUUCACUGGGACAAUGUCUUCCAGGAAUGCAUCCAGAAGUGGGCUUCACUCUUACAACUAAGCGGAGUUGACCUGAUGCUCUAUGGAGAACAAGAAGCUGCAAACCUCAACAAAUAUUUCCGCUCAUCUUUCGAUAUGAGUGCAAUAGAGGCGUCGAGAAACGAGAUUCGAAAUGUUAUGCCCCGAGGGAGUGCCAGAAUGACAUUUCGACGAGCAGAGCGUGCUGAUCGAGAGAGGUGGAAUAAAAACCACUGGGUACCUAUUCGACUUUUGAAACUCAAGUUUGGCCAAACGCCUGGGGAAUGGCAAAUAAGUUGGGCGCCGGAAUUUGAAUGCAUGGCAAAUGAGUUUUGGCAGAUGGUAGACAAGGGCGAAACCACAAUGCCUGGGUCAUGGGUUGAUGGAUAACAAAUGCAGUUGGCAGGCCAUGAUUAGCAGCGAAAGCAAACAGCAUCAUUUGUGUGACAUAUCUCUCACCUCCAUCGAGAAUUGCUAUUGCUAUUUGAAUAGUUGUUAUCCAUAGUCUGGUUCAAGGACAAGUAUCUAACGUUAUAUUUGUUAAACAGAUAAUACGGAGUAGAUCCGGUAACGGUAUCUUCAUCGGCAGCAAGCCGUGGCCCGUGCCGCUAAUAAACAGUCCACUGACAAUUCCGCAUCUUGCCAUCCAACCAUUUGUG
This is a messenger RNA of Fusarium oxysporum Fo47, 2387 nucleotides long. RefSeq lists its product as uncharacterized. The coding region runs from base 76 to 2118 and encodes 680 amino acids. The transcript is spliced from 4 exons. The record is from RefSeq and is a predicted model, not a curated record. Lineage: Eukaryota; Fungi; Ascomycota; Sordariomycetes; Hypocreales; Nectriaceae.